AUGAAGACUGCUACAGUUAAGAAGUAUCUCCUUGACCAGUGGUUUCUGGUCGGGGUCAUGAUCGUGAUCUUGAUUGCCUCCCAGGUCCAGGUCCCUGUCAGUCAAGAACAGCGCACCGAAACGGUGGUCUCAUACCUGUGCAUCACCCUCAUCUUCUUUGUGACCGGGUGUACACUGCCCACCAGCGCCCUGGUGCAGAACUACAGCCGGUGGCAGGUGCAUCUCUAUGUGCAGGGGCUGUCCUUCCUGCUGACGUCGGCGCUGACCUUUGCGAUUGUGUUGCUGUGCGCGAUGGACCGGCACUUCAUGGACGACGCCCUGCUUAUCGGUCUCCUUGUUACUGGCUGUGUGCCGACCACCAUCUCCUCCAACGUGGUCAUGACGCGCAGCGCAGCGGGCAACGAGGUGUUGACUGUCGUGGAGUCCACCGUUGGCAACCUCCUCGGCCCCUUUAUCACGCCGCUGCUCAUCCAAAUGUACGUCGCCGGCGGGGGCUGGUAUACCGAUUUCCUCCAGGCGGCCCACCUGGACGACUAUACCGACAUCUACCGGCGCAUCUUCAAGCAGAUCGGCCUGUCUGUUUUCCUUCCUCUGGCAGUCGGCCAAGUCGUGCAGUACUUUUGCCCCCGGAUCCGGCCGCUAUUCCAGGCGUGGCACGUCAACAAGGUCGGCUCGCUCUGUCUGAUUGUCGUGGUCUGGGAAGCCUACGACCAGGCGUUUGGGUCCGGGGCCUUCUCGGGCAUCCGGCCGGACAACAUGGUCUUCGUCGUGUUCAUCUCGAUUGCCAAUUUCCUCCUGUGGCUCACCAUAUCUGUUGCUCUCUCCUCUCUCUGGCUGUCCCGCGAGGAUACGGUUUCCGUCGCAUACUGCGUGCCGGCCAAGUCGCCCGCCAUGGGGAUCCCCUUGGCCAACCUGAUCUUCCGCGAGCUCAGCGCCACGCAGCAGGCGCGCAUCCAGGUGCCGAUCGUCAUAUUCCAAGGACUGCAGAUUGCCAUAGGGAAUAUGCUUGUCCCGUUGUUUCGGCACUGGGUGCACACGAAACAGCGGGAGAGCUCAGGAGGCGAAGGAGGCUUGCCAGAGCGUUCAAAUGAGAAUUCGCCAGAGGAUUCGAAUAAGGGUUCUAGCUGA
This is a messenger RNA of Penicilliopsis zonata CBS 506.65, 1128 nucleotides long. RefSeq lists its product as hypothetical. The record is from RefSeq and is a predicted model, not a curated record. Bases 1 to 1128 code for a protein of 375 amino acids. Lineage: Eukaryota; Fungi; Ascomycota; Eurotiomycetes; Eurotiales; Aspergillaceae. Gene Ontology annotation, cellular component: plasma membrane. The transcript is spliced from 2 exons.